This is a messenger RNA of Hemicordylus capensis (graceful crag lizard), 1367 nucleotides long. RefSeq names its product interferon lambda-2-like. Bases 131 to 733 code for a protein of 200 amino acids. Gene Ontology annotation, biological process: cell surface receptor signaling pathway via JAK-STAT; positive regulation of immune response; innate immune response. The record is from RefSeq and is a predicted model, not a curated record. Lineage: Eukaryota; Metazoa; Chordata; Lepidosauria; Squamata; Cordylidae. The transcript has 6 exons. Gene Ontology annotation, molecular function: cytokine activity.
UUCAAUUUAUUGGAAGGAAUAGAACAAAGGCAAAGCAUCAGCUGCAUUUAGCAAAAUGUAUUGAAAACAAGAGGAUAAAUUAUAUAUCAGACGAACAUCUUGGUAGUAACAAGAUGUGUGAGAGAAAAUUAUGACGUUGAUUGCAGCAGCCCCACUUGGGGCAGGAGCUAUCUUAAAGCAGUUCCUGUUGCUGGCAUCUUUUGCCACCAUGAUACUCCUGGAGACCGACUAUGCCAGUGACGUCCCUUCAAAUAAGUGCUGCUUCAGUCGUUACAGCAGUAGGAUUGUGAAACACCAGUUCAGAAUUCUCAGGAACAAAUAUGAGGAGUUGGAGGAGAAGCUCACCUGCCCCCAUCUUACAUCUGCCCAGUGGAACCUGAAUGAUCUGGCGGCGUGUGAAACACUGGAAGCUGUGAGGAUGGAGGUGAGGCUCACCAUCCACAUGCUGCAGAACCAGAGUGAGCCCAUCAUGUUGCAAACCCUAAGAUUCGUGCUGGCAACCCUAAGAUCCCUCAGGAGAGACAUCAAAAUAUGUCAAUGCACUCCACUUCCCACCCACGAAGGGUCUGGACACUUUCAGAACUUUAAAGAACAGUUUCAGAAGUUUAACAGCAGCAACACUGAGGACUCUCCACAGUGUCUAGAGCUGGCUGUAGGCUUGAACGUUUUCCGGCUGCUGAACGAGGAUGUGAAUCUCCUUGUAAAGAAGCAGCAACACUGCCACCCCUCCUAACUGAGGCCUGGAUCCCCCCCCCCUCUGCUUCGCCCUCUGGCUGCACCUAGCAAAGACUCGGACUCAGACACGCCCCGCAGAUCCAAAGAGCAGCCCUCAGCUGGCCAGCAGAGAAACCCUUGGACCUCCUUCCUUACCAUGAAGAUUUUGCCGCUCCAAAUUCCCAAGGGGGCAAACUCGGAACAGACCUCCAGUUGGGUUCACGUUGCCUGGCAUGUCUGACUACCUUUUUUCAUAUUACCUCAAAGAGCGGAGGGCUCCAUUUUGGGCUUCCAGAGGCUCCCAGGACCUGCUGCAGGGUUUUGUGGGUUUCCAAACCCAGGCCAUCUCACCACAAACAGGCAGGCACCAGAGGCUGUGGUUUUACGAUCGCGCCAGAUUCAUGCUCUCCUGGAAGCCCAUUGCAUGGCACGCUCCCCUCUAGCUGCAAUUUCUCCUCUGGCAGGAGAAAUGAGCCAUCCCCAAGUACUUCUAGAAAAAGUGCAUUCUAGCUAUAUUAUUACAGCCGGGGCUGUUUUAUUUAUGUAAUUUAUUUUAAUUUCCUUGGGCCUGGAAUUAACAAGUUCAAGAGGGAAGGAGGGGGAGAAUCAUUAUUUAAAGUGGAUUGUAUUCAUAAAACUGUUAUUUAUUCAUG